Wallemia ichthyophaga EXF-994 is the source of this 1353-nucleotide messenger RNA. RefSeq lists its product as uncharacterized. The transcript has 2 exons. NCBI's taxonomy places the organism in Eukaryota, Fungi, Basidiomycota, Wallemiomycetes, Wallemiales, Wallemiaceae. Gene Ontology annotation, molecular function: protein binding. The record is from RefSeq and is a predicted model, not a curated record. The coding region runs from base 1 to 1353 and encodes 450 amino acids.
AUGGACACGCGGUCCAAACCACGUAAACCCUGCAAAUCAGGGCAGUCUGAUAAAGAUGUAGAAAAAAAAGGUAUGGCCAGCCUAUCCACAAAAAAAGCGCACAAAUGGCACAAGGAUCCUCUAAAAAGACUCCCCAACGAGCUCAUCGAACUUGUCUUCGGAUAUCUCUGCCACGAGAAUAACGGCCCCAGUGCAGCCCACAACGGCAAGCUGGUGAACAGAGCAUGGUAUCGCGCGAUAAAUACAAAUUACGUAUACGUCAACACGUUCAUAUCCACAGAUGAAAACGUAGGCAAAGUGAGCUUCGACGCGAAUAUGUCGAAUCUACGCGGCAGAUUCCAAAGCCACAUUGAGCGGUGCGGGUAUAUAAGAAGUGUGAAGCUGUGUAUACGCGCGUACAAUAGGAUGUUCUUGAAGGGAUUCUUCUUUCAGCUGCUCGACGUCUCGCCAAACCGUCCAUUUGAGCUGAUUGAGGUGAAUUACUACGGAGGCCCAUUCAACAGCGAAAAAAAGGGUUUCAUACUCACCCUCACUGAGUCUCUAUUUGGUUUGACAUGUAAGAAACUGAGGAUGCGCAAUUACUCGCAGCUUAUCGGAUUGAAUGAGGCGGAAGUGUACCACCUCACUACCUUCCCAAGCGAUCUACACCUCCUCAAUUGGAGGCUGAAAGGCGACGCAGAUACCAUCAUGUCCACCCUCUCCCACAACCUGCAGCUGGAGGGUAAAGACGUCGCGAUGGAGCAUACAACGAUACCAGGGGCGCCGUACUUGCAGCCGACACGCACAGCAGUUGUAGAAUCCCGCAACAGGUCAGCCGUCACAUUUAGCUGUCUCAUCCAGUGUCCCGAGCUGUAUACGAUCAAGAUGAAAAACAGCAGCUUCGCUAUGGACAGAGCGACCCUCAAGUGGUUUCGAGAUAACCGGGCAUUCGCAAAUCAGCUGAAUGUGCGCAAACUGCGGGUCGUAUUUCUCGAUAGUGUUUGCAACGUUUCGUGGUUUUUGGGUAUGCUCCGAUCACAGGAGUUGCACCAAAUCUCAAUCGAGAAUUGCACAUUUGGGUUUCCACUGCAGUGUAACGAAGGCUGUUUGAGGAAUGUUACCCACCUCACUCUAACUAGAUGCACUUACGAGCAGACUAACACGGUCGACAACAGACCACGCGAUAACACUUCAUCGCUAUACGACGAUAUGGAGAGGAGCAUCACUUACCAGCCUGCAAUACUCGACGGCGAACUGCUGCUCAAAUCACUUCCUAAAUUAGAAAGUCUUGUUGUUAAAUCAUCCAAGUCUUUCAGUGAUCCCAUUAUAGCUGUUAUUCACAAAUUCACGAUCAAGCAUGUUGUUUUAGAAUAA